AUAAAUGAACUUUACUAAAAGACAAACAACAAAAAAGUGUGUCUCAAACGUUCAAUUAGUUAAUCCAGUGAAGUGGUGAUGUGAAAAAUGGAAAAAAUUCUGCGUCAAGUAAAAUCGUUUUUCAAAGCCUUAUUAUGUUUCCUAAUUGCCUGCUGUCUGUUGCCGAUGGUGAUAUUGUCCUUUGUAUGUGUCCACUACAGUGAUGAGCUGGUUAAUUAUGUGCUUAGCAUCAAAUACCCCACACUCACCAUCUCAAAAUCCAAGAAGAUUCGUACUUUUGUCGAUACACCACGCAAUGCGGGAAUAUUUCACUUUCUUCUUCAAAUUAAAGGUCAGUGUGACUUUGAACAAAUAAGACAGUACUAUGCCGACAAUCUGACGGAUGCGCGUGACAAGGCUGGCUACUUGCGUUUUCCGAAAUUGCGCCAAAAGCUGGUGACCUGUUGGGGUCACUAUGCUUGGGUGAAUGAUAAUAGUUCCUUCAAUAUAAACAAUCAUGUUGUGCUCAGUGCACGCACGUAUCGUGGACGUCCAGUGAGCGACAGUAAUAUACAAGAUUUCGUAAGCGAAUUGGCCACUAAGUACAUACCGUCCGACUUGCCACAAUGGCAGGUAAUCAUUAUACCAACUGCAGUGACUACGUCCAAUACAACGAAUACAACAGAGGCUGAAAACGAAAAUACGUCAGCUGCGACACAAACCAUGGCCGAUCACUACUAUGUGCUCGUGAAAGUACACCAUCUAAUCAUAGCGGAAGAGGAAGAUUUACAUAUUAGCGAAAUCUUAAUGCUGCAGGAGAAUGGACGCAAACCAGUGAUAGAUAUCGAUCAAUAUGGUGGUAGACGGAAGUCGCAAGCCCUAUCCUAUUUCGUGCGUGAACCCGUGCACAUACGACGUCUGCUCCAACACAUUGCCGCGCAGAUAGUGAAUGCCUGGAAUGCUUUCAUCUAUGAGUUUGAAUCGCUAGAGACACCAGAUGGCUAUAGGCCCGUGCAUAUUACGAACGUUACGCAGUUGCUAUCGGUGUUACUGAUCGUCAGCGUGAAUGUGUGCAUCGAUUAUUGGCGCACAAUGCAAUUGCGUCAGAAGCUGCAACGGCGCUACAAUGUGCAGAAAGAUAACUAUGGUCGUCUCAGAAUAUUCACUAUGUUGUUGAUGAAGGAGAUCGAGCGACGCAAUAUCUCAUGGCAGUCGGCUUGGAUGUCGAUCUGCACUUCGUGGCAUCCAACGAAUAUUGUGAAGACUUGGACUAAAUUCUUGUGGCGACUCAAUAUUAACAAUACCAUCUUGCUGCCCUACCGCAUCUACUGCGAACUGAUGGCCAUACGUGAGCUCAUAUUUCGGGGACAAACUCAUCUAACGCACACGCAUGUGGGUCGCAUAUCGAUAUAUCUGCCAAUGUUGUUGUAUGCGCAAAUCGAAUUUCUCAAGAUAUGCUAUGAAAUCUUCAAGGCGCCAGUGAAUAUUUACGAAGAACUCUUUGUGAAACCUUCAAAAGAAGCGAAUAUACUGCAAUUGAAGUCAUAUUCUGGACGUAAAAUCGUUUCAUUCUCCAAGUCCAUCAAUGCCGCCGAAUUGCGUCAACGCCACAACUUUGAUGCGACGACUUGUGAAUCCGACUUCAUACUGGCCUGCCUCGCUGGCGCAUUACGUGAUUACUUCGCUGUGCAGAGUAGUCAGGCGCCAGUGCCACAGGUGCUCAAUACGACGUGUCGCACCAUUGCCAAGGGUUACUUCACGGAGAACACGGGCAAUAAGGCAGAGAAUAUUGGUGGUGUGGUCUUUCUACAAUUGCCGUUGCAGGCACCCAGCCGUGAGCUCGUCCAUAAAGUACACACGAUUGUGGAAGAUAUACGUCGCAAGCAAAUCAUGAUCUAUUUGGCGUCGCUGGGGCAAACACGCUUCGAUCUGCUGACCGCUUUGUUGCCGCGUGUGUUGACGAAGGUUUGUUUGAAUUUCUUCUCACACAAUUUUCCCGUUACUAUUACGGAGAUACACGGCGCUACGUCAGAUUUUGAAACACUCUGGGGUCAUGUGGUGGAGGAUGUAUUGCUCUUCAGGCCGCCGCAAUCGAAAACUUGUUUAUCUUUGAAUAUUCAUCGCUUUGGUGAUAGAUAUCGUUUGGCGAUAAUGGCCGAUACACAACUGGGUCCGGAUCAUUCUCAAAUAUCUCGUGCAUUUGAAAAUUAUAUAGAAACAUUACAACUAUGAAGGGGUUUCAACUUAUUCAUUCAUUUCUGUGAUUAAAUAAUUUUGUAAUAAAAGUCGGCUAACGAAA
Messenger RNA from Bactrocera tryoni, 2278 nucleotides. RefSeq lists its product as uncharacterized. Gene Ontology annotation, molecular function: diacylglycerol O-acyltransferase activity; long-chain-alcohol O-fatty-acyltransferase activity. The coding region runs from base 88 to 2211 and encodes 707 amino acids. Lineage: Eukaryota; Metazoa; Arthropoda; Insecta; Diptera; Tephritidae. The record is from RefSeq and is a predicted model, not a curated record. Gene Ontology annotation, biological process: triglyceride biosynthetic process. Gene Ontology annotation, cellular component: plasma membrane. The transcript has 6 exons.